AUGUACCUAAUUGUUAUAUCAUUUUCUUAUGCCAAUUAUGGUCAAAGAGUAUGGAAAUUCCGGUAUUCUACAAAUCCUUCUUGGUGCAUUGUCUCUAGUCUAAUAUGCAUUCUUCAUUCGGUUUAUAUGAUCAUUCGCUUGUGCGUCGUUAAUUCUUCUUUAAGAUUAACAAGUUGGCACAUUUUAUCUCCAUUCAUAUCGGCAUUUGGUUUUAUCUGGUGCAUUUUGCUAUUUUUUAUUAAUGACUUUAUAUCAUGGAGAGAAAAUCGAGCUAUUAUGACAGAGCAUCGCUUGUCUAGACUUUACUUCAAUACAAAGUUGGGUAUGUAUUCACCGGUUUAA
Messenger RNA from Schistosoma mattheei, 342 nucleotides. Lineage: Eukaryota; Metazoa; Platyhelminthes; Trematoda; Strigeidida; Schistosomatidae. The record is from the annotation of a GenBank genome assembly.